Paraphaeosphaeria sporulosa is the source of this 1218-nucleotide messenger RNA. Its product is annotated as glycosyl transferase. The record is from RefSeq and is a predicted model, not a curated record. Gene Ontology annotation, molecular function: alpha-1,2-mannosyltransferase activity. The coding region runs from base 1 to 1218 and encodes 405 amino acids. The transcript has 3 exons. NCBI's taxonomy places the organism in Eukaryota, Fungi, Ascomycota, Dothideomycetes, Pleosporales, Didymosphaeriaceae. Gene Ontology annotation, cellular component: Golgi apparatus; membrane. Gene Ontology annotation, biological process: protein O-linked glycosylation; cell wall mannoprotein biosynthetic process; protein N-linked glycosylation.
AUGGCCGGCCAGCAGCGCUACCUGCGCUACAUCGUCUUCGCUCUCGCCAUCAUUCUUCUCUUCUUCAUCUCGUCCUCCUCAUCCGUUCCAUCCGCGCAAUGGCCCUCAUACAAGGGCGACCAGAGUGCCGUCGCGGACCCGACCACAAAUAAGCCAGCAGCACCCCUGGCUGGCGCCGACAAGGACUCGACCGCGACCACGCCCAACACUCAGAAUGGACUUCCUCCGGCCACUGCCGGCGGCGAGCGCAUGAACGCAACCUUUGUGACCCUUGCCCGCAACUCAGACAUCUGGGAUAUCGCCGAAUCCAUCCGCCACAUUGAAGACCGCUUCAACCGCAAGUUCCACUACGACUGGGUCUUCCUCAACGACGAUGAUUUCAACGACGAAUUCAAGAAGAUCACCACUGCGCUUGUGUCUGGCACGGCCAAGUACGGCAAGAUUCCCAAGGAGCACUGGUCGUUCCCCGACUUCAUCGACCAGGAUCGCGCUGCCAAGGUUCGUGAGGAGAUGAAGGAAAAGAAGAUCAUCUAUGGCGACUCCAUCAGCUACAGGCACAUGUGCCGUUACGAAUCCGGCUUCUUUUUCCGCCACCCUUUGAUGCUGGAUUACGAGUGGUACUGGCGCGUUGAGCCCAGCGUCAAGUUGUUCUGCGACAUCGACUACGACACUUUCAAGUUCAUGGCCGAUCACAAGAAGAAGUACAGCUUCACCCUCAGCUUGUACGAAUACGUCGAGACCAUUCCCACCCUGUGGGAUGCUGUCAAGAACUUCACUUCCGUGUACCCUCAGCACGUUGUCGACGGCAACUCCAUGAAGUGGAUCAGCGAGGAUGACGGGAAGACGUACAACCACUGCCAUUUCUGGUCCAAUUUCGAGAUCGGUAACCUGAACUGGCUCCGCUCUCAAGCCUACAUCGACUACUUCACCUCUCUGGACCAUGCCGGUGGUUUCUUCUACGAGCGCUGGGGCGACGCGCCUGUCCACUCGAUCGCGGCCGCUCUUAUGCUCAAGAAGGAAGAAAUCCAUUUCUUCAACGACAUUGCCUACUACCACGUUCCCUUCACCCACUGCCCGACAGGCGAGCAGUACCGCUUGGACCACAAGUGCUCUUGCAACCCAAAGGACAAUUUUGACUGGAAUGGAUACAGCUGCACCGCUCGCUUCUACGAAAUCAACGGAAUGGACAAACCAGCAGGGUACGAAAAGGAGCAAUAA